CCCCACUCUUCAUUCAUUUUCUGCUUCUCUUUCUCUUAAUUCUUCCUCCAAAUUCCGAUCUAUAUUCGGCCGGCGGGCAGUAACAUAUACAAAUUGAAAUAAGAAAAAUAAUAUGGAAAACGCGAUCCAGGAGCUCCUGAGAGGACAGGAAUUCACCUGCCAGCUGAAGCUGCUCCUAACCGUUGAUUCCAGCCAAUCAUUCCUUGCUCGGAAAGGCGGAUGCGCUCAAGACCUGGUCGGAAAGAUCUUAUCCACAUUCACUCACACCAUCUCGCUCCUCAACACUGCCACUGCUACAAUUCCCAAUGUCGACUCCUCCGAUGAGGCCUCUCAGCUCUCUCACCUGGCUGGGCCCCGCAAGUCGUCCGACAGCUCCACCGCCGAAACUAGCACAAAGAAAAGAAAGACAGCCGCAACAUCCCAGGAAUCGUGGGUUAAAGAGAGCCCGACCGUGGACGACGACGGAUACGCGUGGAGGAAGUACGGGCAGAAGACCAUUCUCAACUCCGACUUCUCCAGGCACUACUACAGGUGCACUUACAAGUUGGACCACAACUGCCCGGCCACCAAGCAGGUCCAAAUGAUUCAGGCCCGGCCCAGCCCGCUCUACCGGACCACCUACUCGGCCCACCACACCUGCACCCACUUCCGUACCCCCCACCGUUCUUCUCACCAACACUACUUCCUGGUGGACCCCGUCGAUGAUUCGUCCAACCGCAACAAUAUCAUCAGCUUCAGCAGCAGCACAAACAGCAUUAAUACCCCUUUUCUCACCUCAUUCUCCGCAUCAUCAUCUGCUCCUCCGGUUGUGAGGCAGCAGCAAACGUCGUCGUCGAGCAACGCGGUCAGCUGUGGUCAUCAACCGGCCCAAGACCGACCGGCGGUGUGCUCUGAGGGCGACGACGACUACGACGUGUUCUCCUCGCUUGUUGAUGGCGACUUUGAUCAAGAGUUGUCAGCUACAAUAUUUCAUGACAACUGCGACAGCAGCAGCAGUGCUAGUUUCAUGCGGAUGAUGAUGAUGCAUUCCGGUGAUGACCUCGGGGGCUUCUUGAUUUAA
Messenger RNA from Linum tenue, 1060 nucleotides. The record is from the annotation of a GenBank genome assembly. Lineage: Eukaryota; Viridiplantae; Streptophyta; Magnoliopsida; Malpighiales; Linaceae.